Salarias fasciatus (jewelled blenny) is the source of this 1310-nucleotide messenger RNA. It is a transcript of the gene capza1b, whose product is annotated as capping actin protein of muscle Z-line subunit alpha 1b. Gene Ontology annotation, molecular function: actin filament binding. Lineage: Eukaryota; Metazoa; Chordata; Actinopteri; Blenniiformes; Blenniidae. The transcript has 10 exons. Gene Ontology annotation, biological process: barbed-end actin filament capping; actin cytoskeleton organization. Gene Ontology annotation, cellular component: cortical cytoskeleton; F-actin capping protein complex. The coding region runs from base 140 to 1000 and encodes 286 amino acids. The record is from RefSeq and is a predicted model, not a curated record.
AACAAGACACACAUAUAUUGACACCGUAUGAUUUAAGCUAGCUUGGCGGCUCGUAUUCACUCAGUUUCCAGCGUGUGCAUGACGGAGCCCGUUGUAUCUCUGCCACUCAGCUGGGUAGGUGGGGUCACAAAGAGCCAAGAUGGCUGACUUUGAGGAGCCGCUGUCAGAUGAAGAGAAGGUCCGCAUAGCGGCCAACUUUGUGACUCAUGCCCCUCCGGGAGAGUUCAAUGAAGUCUUCAAUGAUGUGCGGCUUCUUCUCAGCAAUGACAACCUUCUCAGGGAAGGGGCUUCACACUCCUUUGCCCAGUACAACAUGGAUCAAUUUACUCCUGCAAAGCUGGAGGGCUACGAUGAACCGGUCUUGAUCACAGAGCACGGUGACUUGGGUCAGGGGCGUUUCCUCGAUCCGCGCAACAAUCUAUCCUUCCGCUUUGACCAUCUAAGAAAAGAGGUGAGCGAUGUGCAGCCAUACGAUGGAGAGAUGACUCUAAGAACUUGGAGGGAUGCCUGUGAUACCGCCCUCAGUGUCUACGUCAAAGAGCACUACCCUACUGGAGUCUGUACGGUUUAUGGGAAAAUGGUUGAUGGACAGCAAACGAUCAUAGCCUGCAUUGAAGGACAUCAGUUUCAACCUAAAAACUUCUGGAACGGUCGCUGUAGGUCUGAGUGGAAGCUCACCAUCGGGCAGUCCACUGCUCAAGUGGUCGGAGUUUUGAAAAUCCAGGUGCACUAUUAUGAAGAUGGGAAUGUACAGCUGGUCAGCCAUAAGGAGGUUGAAGAAUCUAUACCAGUCACUAAUGAAGGCCAGGCAGCGAAGGAAUUUAUUGACAUUAUCGAGAAUGCAGAAAACGACUACCAGACUGCAAUCAGUGAGAACUACCAGACGAUGUCUGACACAACCUUCAAGGCCCUGCGUCGCCAGCUGCCUGUCACACGCACCAAGAUUGACUGGAACAAGAUCCUAAGUUACAAAAUUGGCAAGGAGAUGCAGAAUGCUUAGUGGAGGGCCAGGAACUAACCAGGGAGACGAGCGCUCCCACAGGCCCUUAACGCAUCUAUAUAUACACGCAAGGACUAACCAAAGUAUAACUAUUUCAAUAUGGGGCAAGGAGUCAAUAUUAAAUGGAAAAAAAAAAAACUGUUAGGCACAGAUCUGCUGUAAGAAAGAUGGAAAAGAUCCUUGUUUGAGGGUGUGUUGGGACAGUGUGCAGGGCUGUGCUCAGGACUGCUGCGCUAGCAAAGUAAGUUUCCUUUAGGAACUCUCCAAAGGUCAUUGUGAGGUGUCUCAGUAUUUCUUUGUUUGGCAAAAC